AUGGCCAACGACGGGCAGAAAGAAAAAAUUGGAGGCGACAUCCUAAAUGGGAGUGGUAAAAACGCCGAGCCUAACGUAGAGAAAGACAACUGCAAUGAAAAACCUCGGAAUAAGAAUCCCAGAGAGAAAGACAUCGGCCAAGAGGGAGAUGUACCGAAGAAAGCAUGUCAGGGCGGGUAUUACAAUGAAAGCGACCUCCAGUCGUUGAGGGUAGACUCCUUGAUGGCUUUAAGAAUUGGCGAGGGUGAAAGCUUCAAGGCUUAUGCCAAGAGGUAUUAUGAGGUGUUUAACCGAAUGCCAAGGUGCAACCAAGAGGUGGUGGUCAUGUCUUUUAAGAACUACCUGAACGAUGGUUGUCUGCUUCGAAAAUCACUAGCAAAGACACUGCAAAAAAGUAUGAAGGAACUCAUAGCCAGAAUCAAGAAAUAUGCGAGAGCGGAGGAAGACAUGCCAGGGACAAAGGCGUCAAACCAAGAGAAGAGGAACGGCUCUCCGAAGCGAGGCCGAGGAAGAAGCCUUGGGAAGCACUAUGCCUACCACAAUGAGGACGGGCAUCUAACUCAAGGGUGCAGAGGCCUGAAGACACAUCUAGAAGACCUUAUGAGACAAGGUCACUUAAAGGACCUGGUAGAUGAGGCCAGAACAAGGGAAGAACAAGCAAGGCUGCCCCAUGCACCGGCAGCACCACCUCCACCAGCACCACAACCGCCUACAGACGGACCUCGAGUGAUCAAUGUAAUUCACUCAAAGGUCAAUGAAAACAAGGUACAUGGGGAGACUCAGAGGGUGAGACACUUACAGCAUGUGAAUCAGGUCCAACAAAAAAAUCCUAGGGCAGACGAGUGUCAAGGACCAAUGGUGUCCUCCACUGAAGCCAACCAAGACAUGGUGCAGCAUCCACACAACAAUGCUCUGGUGAUAUCCUUGAAAAUUGGAGAAUGUCAAGGAAUUGAGGAGAUCAGAGGAGAUCAGGUGUAG
This is a messenger RNA of Camellia sinensis, 978 nucleotides long. Lineage: Eukaryota; Viridiplantae; Streptophyta; Magnoliopsida; Ericales; Theaceae. The record is from RefSeq and is a predicted model, not a curated record.